Molecule: messenger RNA, 2205 nt
Organism: Sclerotinia sclerotiorum 1980 UF-70
Lineage: Eukaryota; Fungi; Ascomycota; Leotiomycetes; Helotiales; Sclerotiniaceae
Exons: 3
Coding region: 1-2205 (734 amino acids)
Biological process (GO): N-terminal peptidyl-methionine acetylation
Cellular component (GO): cytoplasm; NatA complex
Molecular function (GO): protein binding; protein-N-terminal amino-acid acetyltransferase activity
Source: RefSeq, a predicted model, not a curated record
AUGCCACAACCUUUAUCCUCGAAAGAGUCCUCACUCUUUAGGACUGUAGUUCGAAAUUAUGAAGACAAACAGUAUAAGAAAGGUCUGAAAGCUGCCGACCAGAUUCUGAAAAAGAACCCCAAACAUGGAGAUACUUUAGCUAUGAAAGCUUUAAUUUUAAACUCUCAAGGAAAAUCCGAUGAAGCCUUUGCGCUUGCCAAAGUGGCCCUUCAAUGCGAUUUCAAAUCACACGUCUGCUGGCAUGUCUACGGGUUGCUCUACCGCGCGGCCAAAAACUUCGAGGAGGCUAUUAAAGCAUACAAAUUUGCUCUGAAAUUAGAACCAGAAUCGCAGCAGAUUCAAAGAGAUUUGGCACUUCUACAAGUACAAAUGCGCGACUAUUCGGGUUACCUUGCCAGUCGCAGAGCUAUGCUAACUGUUAGGUCUGGUAUACGACAAAAUUGGACCGCGUUAGCUGUAGCACUUCAUCUCAAUGGGGAAUUGGCACAGGCGGAGCAGACCUUGACUACCUAUGAGGAAACUUUGAAGAACCCACCUUCCAAAAUCGAUUUCGAGCAUUCGGAAGCUAUUAUGUACAAGAAUUCGUUGAUCGCGGAACAGGGUGAUAUCAAGAGAGCUUUGGAACAUCUUGAAUCGGAUGGAAAAUACAAUCUUGACAGACUAGCUGUGAUGGAGUUAAGAGCAAAAUACUUGUUCGAGCUUGGGCGAAAAGAAGAAGCUGUGAAGGCGUAUCGCGCGCUGAUCGACCGCAACCAGGAGUACAAGACCUACUAUGAUUCAUUAAUCCAGGCUAUGGAGAUCGAUCCAACCGAUUUGCAGGCUCGAAAAGCUAUUUACGAUGAAUAUGCGGCGAAGUACCCACGUUGUGACGCUGCGCGCCGAUUACCAUUGGACUUCUUAGAAGGUGAGGAGUUUAGAGAGGUCGCAGACAAGUACAUUCAUCGUAUGUUGGAUAAGGGAGUACCCUCUACAUUUGCAAACUUGAAGCAUUUGUAUGCGAAUGAGUCGAAAAAGGAAAUCUUACCAUCUAUCGUCCAGCAAUAUAUUGAAAGUGGAAAGAGUGAAGAAAGUUCAGAACCAAAAAGGGAUGGUGAUACAUCUAAGGGCAAUUCUUCAGCUUACUACUUCCUCGCACAACACUACAACUACUAUUUGAGCCGCGAUCUCGACAAAGCCAUGGAGUAUAUUGAAAAGGCUAUUGAAUUAGAACCCAAGAGUGUAGACUUCCAUAUGACAAAGGCACGCAUAUUUAAGCAUCAAGGAAAUACUCAAAAGGCUUCUGAAAUUAUGGAAGAAGCUCGUAGUCUUGACACUAGGGAUCGUCACAUCAAUACAAAGGCUGCCAAAUAUCAACUCAGGAAUGAUGAAAACGAAAAGGCCGAAAAGACUAUGGGUAUGUUCACAAAAGCCGAUACCGUUGGUGGACCUUUAGCAGAUCUUCAUGAUAUGCAAUGCGUUUGGUUUUUGACAGAAGAUGGAGAGUCUUAUGCUCGUCAAAACAAAAUUGGGUUGGCUCUGAAACGAUUCACAGCAGUGUAUAACAUUUUUGAUGUUUGGUAUGAAGAUCAAUUUGAUUUCCAUUCAUUCUUUUUACGUAAGGGUCAAAUCAGGGCCUACAUAGAUAUGAUGAAGUGGGAAGAUAAAAUCAGAGAACACCCCUUUUAUAGCCGAACAGCUCUUUCAGCAAUCAAAGUCUAUUUAUCUAUGCACGACAAGCCCGCAUCAAAUGGAGUUAAUGGAUCCACGGAUGAUACUCAAGAAGAUGCUAUCGAGCGUAAAAAGGCGGCAAAGAAGGCUAGAAAGGAAGCAGAACGACUUGAAAAAGAAGCGUUGGCUAAGAAAAAUGAACCGAAUAAGCCAAUCAAAGACCAAGAUGGUGAAUUUAAGAAGCAAGAUGAUGAUCCUAAUGGAGAGAAAUUGGCGGCCACUACGGAACCAUUGAAUGAUGCUAUGAAGUUUUUGUCUCCGCUGUUACAGUUUAGCCCGAAGAAUAUUGAGGCGCAAAUUCUUGGGUUUGAGGUACUUAUUCGUCGAAAAAAGUACCUCCUUGCGCUCAAAUGUCUUAUGGCAUCCUCCUCUCUCGAUAAAGAGAAUGAAAGUGUAAAGGAUCAAAAGACGCGUUUUCAAAAGGUUAUAGAGACGGAACUUGAGGGGACAGAUGCGAAGGUUGUGGAGAUUAUUAAGGAGGAAUUUUUUAAGUUGUAG